This is a messenger RNA of Cuscuta campestris, 1703 nucleotides long. The record is from the annotation of a GenBank genome assembly. Lineage: Eukaryota; Viridiplantae; Streptophyta; Magnoliopsida; Solanales; Convolvulaceae.
AGGCAGGCAAUAAGUCGAAUAAUAAUAAAGGUAAGAUGAUGAUGCGCAGCAUGUCAAGCUCCGCCGCCCCACCGAGAGGCAUCGCGGCCGUGGUCGGCGUCGGUCCGAAGCUCGGCCGGUCAAUCGCCCGGAAGUUCGUCCACGAGGGCUACACCGUCGCGAUUCUCGCUCGGGACUUGGGCGCUCUGUCCAGAUUCGCCGACGAGAUCGCCAGAGAAGAGAAGGCCCAGGUGUUCGCCAUAAGGAUAGACUGUUCCGACACUCGGAGCAUACGAGAAGCGUUCGAGGGGGUCCUGUCCCUCGGAUUCGUAGAAGUUUUGGUUUACAACGCCUACAAGACGGUGCCGAUUCCGCUGACCAAUUUCGUGGAUAUUAAGGUCGAACACUUCGAGAAAUCCAUGGCCGUUUCCUCCGUCGGGGCUUUCCACUGCGCUCAGCAGGUGUUGCCGGGCAUGGUUGAAAGGGGAAGAGGGACGAUUCUUUUCACAGGUUGCGCGGCUUCCCUUGCCGGAAUUGCUGGCUUUUCCGAACUAUGUUGUGGAAAAUUUGCAUUGCGUGCCUUAUCACAGUGCCUAGCGAGAGAGUUUCAACCUCAGGGGAUACACGUAGCUCACGUCAUCAUUGACGGCGCCGUCGGAACACCUCGAACAAACAUGAUGAGCACUAUAAGAAAUCUCAUUGCUUCUCCGUUUUCUCCAACGAUAUUUCCCCCAAAAUGUGACGGGACUGCGCCCUUAUGGAGGUUAUCUGAGGUGUCUAAGUAUUUCCAUCUUUGUGAGAUCCCUUUAGAUGAUCGAAUGCAUCGUGUGGUGUUAGAGGGCCCCGUUGCUGAUUGGUUCCGUUGGCGUUCGAACAACGACCUGCUUAAUGGUUGAGACGAUUUUCUCAAAAAGAAGUUCAAAAUUUGAUUCACUCCUUUUUUAUAAUUUGGAUUAUGUGGAUUAUGACGCGUUGCCCUAUGAGCUAGAUCUUACAUCUCAUGAUUGUUUGGUACAAGUCAAGGGGCAUCAUCGUCAUCAUUACUAUCAUCAUCAUCAUCAUCAUCAUGCUCACAACAGCAGAAAUGGGGGUUUAGAGAUAUGCAACAGAGUGAAGGAGGAGUGGAAGACGGGUCAAUGGACCCGGACGAGUUGGCCCGCACGUACUGGCACUUGCACGUUCAAGACCGUUCCGCUUGGACCCAAGAGAUUGACCUCCGCUCCUUCAGAUCCACUUUCUAAUUUUACUCUCAUAAAUUCCCCCACCAAAAUUUUUAUAUCCAGAUUUAUCUAUCCUGUUCCAUCCCCAAUUAUUCCAAAGUCACGUCACAGCUGUACUUUCUUCUUUUCUUUUUUUUUUAUUUCUUUCUUUUCCAAAUGUUAUUAUGCUCGUAAUUUUUUUUAAGUGUUUGGGUUUCUGUAUCUAAUUAAUUAAUUAAGGAAGAUUGUAAUAUAUAUUUCUCGGAAGAAUGAUGGCAAAGAGAGGGAUGAGGGUGGGUAAUGAAGGUAAAUUUACCAUCAUAUCCUCUAGUAGGAAGGGUGAACAGUGAUUUACAAAGGAUAUAUUGGUAAAAAAAUUUCAUAUCCCUUACCCUACUCAUUGCCCUAACCUUGUCCUAGCUCUAUCAUUUUUCUUCUCAAAAUGUAUAUGGAGUAACCUUUUUUUGGUUUCUUUACGGAUUAUAAUUGUUGUCACAAAUUGAUACGUUAGCUAAAAGACUGUUU